Molecule: messenger RNA, 4609 nt
Organism: Gasterosteus aculeatus aculeatus (three-spined stickleback)
Lineage: Eukaryota; Metazoa; Chordata; Actinopteri; Perciformes; Gasterosteidae
Gene: trim32
Product: tripartite motif containing 32
Molecular function (GO): zinc ion binding; protein binding
Source: RefSeq, a predicted model, not a curated record
ACGUAGCAAUGCGUACGUCACGUGGUCGACACUGCAGUUUGACACCAGCAGCAGCAGCCGCUGCAGCAGGACCACAGCACGCCCAUGAAACAUCUGAACUUCGAGACAGCUAACGUUAACGUGUGGAGAACAGGAAGAGGACCAUAAUGGAGGCAGCAUAUUCCCCGCUGGACCCAGAUCUAAUGAGGGAGGUCCUUGAAUGCCCCAUAUGCCUCGAGACCUACAACCAGGAUCAAAUGAGGCCCAAGCUCCUGCAGUGCGGUCACACAGUGUGCCGGCAGUGUCUGGAAAAGUUGUUGGCCAGUACUAUAAAUGGUGUGCGCUGCCCCUUCUGCAGCAAGGUGUCCCGCAUGAGCAGCAUCUCCCAACUGGCCGACAACCUCACUGUGCUCAAGAUACUGGAUUGCACCACGUCCUGCAGUGCCGCCGCCGCCGCCCUGAUGUGCAAGUCCUGCUGCAGCCGCCUGCCGCGACAGUACUGUCGCGACUGUGCCACGGUCCUGUGUGAGCUUUGCAAAGGCGAGGGCCACCUGCACCUGGGCCACUCAGUCCAGCCGAUCCGGAAGGCGGCUGAACAGCGCCGCAAAGAACUGGGUGGCAGGCUGGCUUCUCUGCGCGACGUCAUGGGCGAAAUUCAGAAGAAAAAGGCCGCUGCUGAAAACCUCUCAAAGACCUUGAGAAUCAAGUACCAGGCGGUGCAGCAGGACUACGCGUCGGCCGAGCAUCGUCUCCAAGAGGAGCUCGGCAGGUCCCGAAGGGCGUUCAAAGCGUCCAUGGCCGAAGUGGAAAAGCUGAACGGGCAGGUGCUGGAGGAGCAGACGUAUCUCCUCAACAUCGCAGAGGUCAAAGUCGUGUCACGUUGCGAUUAUCUGACGAUGCUGGUGAGGCAGAGCGACAUCGCGCUGCUCAAGGACGAUGACGAAGGCAGCGAUAACGAAGAGCUGGAUCUGAGGGGUGGCUUGCCCACCAUGUUUCAGCUACAGGAGCCGGGUCUCGUCCGAACGAAGCACUUGAAACCAAUAGAAGUCGGCCAAGUGACCACAAAUACUUAUACUGUCAACACAGAGGAUGAGGAGACUGGGUUGGAGAUCGCGCUUGAGGGCGAUGUAGAGGGUUUAGCCGGGGCCACGGCGCUUCAUAGUGGUGGAAGGGGGGCUCCAUUGGAUCUUUACCAAGACAUUAGCAUGUUUGCAGCGGGAGUGGAGGCGGCCUGUGGCUCACCAGGCAGCUUCAAGUCAAAGUCCCUGGAUGCAGGCGGGGGAUCACCUGGAGGAGCUGGGCCAGGUGCCGGGCCUCCAGCCUGCCAGUUCGUAAAGAAGAUGGGCACCAAGGGAUCGCUCCCUGGCAUGUUCAAUUUACCAGUGGGCGUCUGUGUGACGCAGCAUGGCGAGGUCCUGGUGGCCGACCGCGGCAACCACCGCAUCCAGAUCUUUAACCGCAAAGGCUUCCAGCGUGAAAUCCGCCGCAAUGCGAGCAGCAUCGACAACUUUGUCCUGAGCUUCCUUGGGGCGGAUCUGCCUAACCUCAUCCCCUUAUCCAUUGCCGUCACUCCUCAAGGUCUGAUCGGGGUCACCGACAACUUCGAUAACUCCGUCAAAGUCUACACCAUGGACGGACAGUGCGUGGCUUGCCAUAAAAACCAGCUCAUUAAACCCUGGGGCAUUGCUGCCAUGCCGUCGGGGCAGUUCGUGGUGUCCGACGUGGAAGGCGGCAAGCUGUGGUGUCUGACAGUGGACCGCAGUGUGGGCGUGCUCAGCUACAACCGGCUGUGCUCCGCCGUGAGGCCAAAGUUUGUGACGUGCGACGCGUCCGGAACAGUCUAUUUCACCCAGGGCCUGGCCCUGAACUUUGAGAAGCGCCACAACGAACCCCACCUGGAAGGCGGCUUCUCCAUCGGCUCGGUCGACACGGAUGGCAGGCUGGGCAGGCAGCUCAGCCAUUUCUUUUCGGAGAAAGAGGACUUCCGCUGCAUCACCGGCAUGUGUGUUGAUCUCAAUGGGGAUCUGCUGGUAACGGACAGUGGCAGGAAAGAAAUCCUCCAGUUUCCCAAAGAGGGUGGGUUCAAAAUCCUCAUCCAGGAAGGACUGAUGUGCCCAGUAGGAGUGGCCACCACCCAGAAAGGACAGCUGCUAGUGCUGGAUUGUUGGGACCAUUGUGUCAAAGUCUACACAUACAUUCAUAGGAGGCAUUCCUCCACUUCCUAGAGGAACUACCCAGUCUAUCUGCACAGGCAUGACCGGUUUAGUUGGUGUGUGUGUUGGUUUGAAAGGGUAGAUGUCACUUUAGUUUGGGUGUAGCGCAAACGUCUUACUUUCACUGAGUUGUGAAAUUAAUAUUUGAGGCAGUUUGUUUUAUUUUAAAACCUGCUGGACUUUUAAUUUGGGAGCUCAAAGUAAAAAUAUGCUCGUUAAGCUGCUUCCUGCUUAAUUAUUUGAUUGGAUCACAACACUGAGACCUUGCAACAUCUUUUACAUAAAAAAAAUACUGGCACAAGACAAAUUAACAUAAAGAAGAAGCAAGAAAGAAUUUCAAAUCGUAAAGAUGAGUUUCCUUCCUCUGGUAUGUUGCUCUAUCCGCUAUUCACUGAUUUGGCUCUGCUGUGCAAAAGAAAUGAAUGAGGAAGAGGAGAAUUUACACAUAAUUCAUACCUGCAAACUUGUUGCUUUUUGGCAAAAUUCGCCGCUUUGCAACAGAAGUCAUCCACGUGAAUCGGGUAGAUCCAAAGAAUUGAAAAUGAAUGAAAUGAAUCGUGCCAAGCGGCAGCUUCCAUUACAUUACCUUUAUGCUUCCCACUCUCCAUUGUCUUUUUCACAAUGAGUUUGCAGGUAUGGUGUUUACAUAUGAAACAAAGCAUACCAAGGCUUUCGGCCUGUGACGCACUUUAUUAUUGACACAGCACUGUUUGCUAGAGCUUUAAUUAAGAGCACAGGCUAACAUUGAUGUGGCUGAAUGCACCUUUACGGUUAACUGUGUAGUUAACCAAGGGGAAAAGAGUAACCAAUUAUCAGCAUUCAAUGAAUUACAUUCAGGGACAUUUAAGUUACCUCCAGGAUAAAGGGUUGACCAAUAAAAUAGACCUUGGAGGAGAGCUGGGUGAUACACUGCAGAGGAGAUCUGUAAUUCUGUAAAUUGCUGUGAGUCCAAGCCUUUAGGAGAUGAUGGACUCGGAAUUGGGGUUGCUGUUGUUUUUUGUUUUUUUUGUCUCAACACCGAGCAGAAUGUGAGCUUAGAGGACAUUUUCAAAGCAAAUAUUACUGAAAUCUAUUCGUUUAUAUUCCUUAAUUCAACCUUUUUCUGAGGACUUCCCAUCCACAGCCUCACGAGGAGUCGGGUGGAUGUAAGCAUCUGCAAGGCAACGUUAUCGUCCUCUUUGGCUCCUCACUCUUCUUCUACUCACUAUAUCUCCUUCUGCAGGCCUUUCAUUUUAUAUUUUGCUCAUAAACAAGUUCUUCCUACUUUUUGGACAGAGCUGUGUCCAUAAUGAUGAGAGAAACAAUGGUUCCUUGUUACUUUUAUAACGAUAGAAGGGGCUCACAAUUUUAAAAUAGUUAAUAAUGGUUAUCAAAAAGUUAUUUUGAAGCCCUAUGGGAUUACCUUGAGCUACUCCAGACAAUCAUGUAUAAACGAAUACUGCCAGUAUAGCUGACACUAAAUAGUGCAAUUAAAUAGAUUUAUAUAUAUAUGCAUGCAUUUGAUUCAUCAUUUUUUAUCAGAUGACCCGUUAGAUGGUGAUGAUUUCACUAAAUGGCUAAAAUAACUAGAAAGACACCUUUUAAUGCACUUUGUGGCCUAAAUAUUGGGACACUAGUUAAUCACUUAAACUCGCCUAUAUUUGUGACGUAUUCCAUGGCCAUAAAGUUGUGAAUAGUAAAUAUGCCUCCCUUACUUUACCAGUCACAUACUUUCAGUUUCAGCCUUAAAAAUAGAUGGUUUCCCACAGCCGACCUUAGUUCUAUUAAACAGUGAGAAUCAAACUGUAUUGUAAACAAUAAGUGUUUUAAAUAUUUCCAAAAAGUAUCAGGUGAAGUCUUGUCAUUUGUUUUAUUGUUAGGCAAUGUUAUAUCUCAAUGCUAAACUAUUAGAUUGUCAUUCCAGACUAGCUGCAUGUCAACCUGGCAAUAGAAUUUUUAUUUCAAAGCUUCCACUUUUUACUGUCACUACAAGUAGUUCUCACUAGAGAAUAUUCAACAUUCAACUGAGAGAAAUAAUAGAAUUAUAGAAGAAUUAAGUGUCCUUGUAUCUGUGGGCAAAACAUCACUGUGUCACAUAAUCUCUUUAUGUCAAUGAAGAGAAGUUAUUUGAUUUCAUUGUGAUUACAUUUUCAUUUCUAUCAUCGGCUUGUAAUACCACAUUAUGUUCGUGAACCAAACUGUUCAGGGUGUUUUGCCCUUUGGAGGCUUUGAAUUGUACAACGUGUUGAACACACUACAGACAUCUUUGUGUAGUCAAGUACAUGUUUGUAUUUACCCCAGUGCAAUAAACAUUUACAAAAACACCAAAAGAUAGCUAGAUUUUUUUUUUUCAUAUUCUAAGAUUUGUGUUUUCAUCCCUCAAACAUGUGUACUCAUUUAAUUCAGUGUGACGGUAAUAAAAGAACCUUCCGUCACCA